UUCAGUUAUGCUCAAGUUGUCGAAAUGGCUCUUACGGCGGAGCGAAGUGAAAACAAAAUUUGGAAGGAAAAUGCUGCCAGGAGAGAAUCUAAGAAAGGUGGAGCCAAUUCUAAUGACCACAAGAAACGGGGACAGGACCAGUCCGGGCAGCCAAGUCAAGACAAGAGGUACAAAAGUGAUAACGACCAACGAUUUAAUGGCAGCAGUGGGCAAAACAUUCCAGAAUGCCCUAAAUGUACCAAACGUCAUCUCGGCGAGUGUCGCGCAAAAGCAUGCUACAAAUGUGGAAAAGAAGGACACAUCAAACGCAAUUGCCCACUGUGGGGACAGACUGGGAAUAGAGCAGAACCCAAGAAAGAUGACAAGUAUGUUCCAGCCAGAGUUUUUGCCAUCACUCAAGCAGAAGCUGAGGCCAGUCCUUCGGUUGUAUCAGGAUCUUGUUCUCAACAAGGAAAUUCGUUGAGGUGCUCGAGGUAGCAAGUGUGGUCUUAGCAACUGAGGUAAGAAGAGUGGACAUCUGUACACAGGGUGUAUGUUAUGCAUACAACUUGGGUUGGUUUGUUAUUUAAUUUGAUUGUAUUGUGAUUUCCUUAUAUUUUGUGAGCAUCGUUAGCAUGAGAAUAAUAUUAGGGUCUUGCUGCUUGUGUGAGCAUAACACUUGCAGGUUAUAACAUUAUCAUGGGUGAGUACAACUUAUGGUAAUUAAUUGCCCUGUUGGAUGCCAAGUGUGAGAAUAACACAAGGCAGGGCAGGUUACCUCAUGUCUGAUCAACAUGAGUGUAUAGUGAUUAUUGUAUGUGAGUAUAAUGUGCGGUAUGAGACUUGAUGUGUGCAUGUGAGAACAACAUGCGUUGUGGAUAUAUUUAUGGAAUGUGAAUUACUGUUGAUUAAUAUUAAAGAGCAAAUUAUGUCAAGUAACUAGUUAGGAGGGUUAUGUCCUACAUAGCUCUUCUUACUGGGCGUUAGCUCACGGGUACUCUGUGUGCAGGUAAGGGUAAGGCUAAGCAGUGAGAAUGAAGAGCUCGAGGCAUGGACCGCAUGUUAGGGGGCUGGCACAGUAUUUUGCUUUUAAUGUUUUUUUUUUUACUGCUAAACAUUUUGGAACUAUUAUUUUGACUUAACUAGUUCUUAUUUAAGUUUACAGUACUAAAAGAAUUUUGUUUUAAACAAUGAGAUCUCAUGCUUGGAUAUUUUUCAAUAUAGAAGUAUUUGUUUGUCUUUGUCUUAUUAAAUUGUUUUAUACGGACUAUCCUAUGUGACAUCUCGGGAAAUCGGGGUGUUACAAAA
This is a messenger RNA of Cannabis sativa, 1287 nucleotides long. RefSeq lists its product as uncharacterized. NCBI's taxonomy places the organism in Eukaryota, Viridiplantae, Streptophyta, Magnoliopsida, Rosales, Cannabaceae. Gene Ontology annotation, molecular function: zinc ion binding; nucleic acid binding. The record is from RefSeq and is a predicted model, not a curated record. Bases 25 to 477 code for a protein of 150 amino acids. The transcript is spliced from 2 exons.